CUCCAGACACAGUGAGCAACCAUGAAGACCUUAAUCUUCCUUGCUUUCCUUGGAGCUGCUGUUGCUCUCCCUCUGGAUGACGAUGAUGACAAGAUUGUUGGAGGCUACACCUGUCAGAAGAAUUCCCUCCCCUACCAGGUGUCCCUGAAUUCUGGCUACCACUUCUGUGGAGGCUCCCUCCUCAAUUCCCAGUGGGUUGUCUCAGCAGCCCACUGCUACAAAUCCCGAAUUCAGGUGCGCCUGGGAGAACACAACAUUGAUGUCCUUGAGGGUGGUGAGCAAUUCAUCGAUGCUGCUAAAAUCAUCCGCCACCCCAAGUAUAACCAAAACACCUAUGAUAACGACAUCAUGCUGAUCAAGUUGAAGUCACCUGCCACCCUCAACUCCCGAGUGUCCACCGUCUCUCUGCCAAGAUCUUGUCCAACAGCUGGCACUAAGUGCCUUGUGUCUGGCUGGGGCAACACCCUGAGCAGUGGCACCAAAUACCCUUCCCUUCUUCAGUGUCUUGAUGCUCCUGUCCUCUCUGACAGUUCUUGCAAAAGUUCCUACCCAAGCAAGAUCACUAGCAACAUGUUCUGUUUGGGCUUCCUGGAGGGUGGAAAGGACUCAUGCCAGGGUGACUCUGGUGGCCCUGUAGUCUGCAAUGGGCAACUCCAGGGUGUUGUUUCCUGGGGAUAUGGCUGUGCUCUGAAGGGAAAACCUGGUGUCUACACCAAGGUGUGCAACUAUGUGAGCUGGAUUCAGCAGACUAUUGCUGCAAACUAAACACCUUGAUUUUUUCAGAAGCCAUUGCUCUGUAGUCAAAGUCACCUUCCUUAUGUGCCCCAAACCACAAUCACAAUAAAAAAAUUAUUAAAAUGUC
This is a messenger RNA of Meriones unguiculatus (Mongolian gerbil), 862 nucleotides long. Its product is annotated as cationic trypsin-3. The record is from RefSeq and is a predicted model, not a curated record. Gene Ontology annotation, molecular function: serine-type endopeptidase activity. Gene Ontology annotation, biological process: proteolysis. Lineage: Eukaryota; Metazoa; Chordata; Mammalia; Rodentia; Muridae. The coding region runs from base 22 to 765 and encodes 247 amino acids. The transcript is spliced from 5 exons.